GUGGACCGACUACGUCCCGCUGGGCAGGAGGAUGCCAGGCACCCGCUUCAUCGCCUUCAAGGUCCCCCUGAGGAAGAGCUUUGAUCAGAAGCUUCACCCAGAGGACAGAUUUUCACCUCAUGACCUCAUCAAGAAAAUCAAAGAGCAGAAGGAAGAGCUGGGCCUGAUCAUUGACCUGACGUACACGACUCGCUACUACAGGCCAGAGGAGCUCCCAGACACACUCUGCUACUCAAAGAUCUUGACAAUGGGACACGAAAUACCGAACAGACAGACCAUUUUUCAGUUCAAGUGCGUUGUCAAAAAGUUCUUGAGAGACAACAAAGACAACGACAAACUCAUCGGCGUUCACUGCACGCACGGCUUGAACAGAACCGGCUACCUGGUGUGUAGGUACCUGAUUGACGUCGAAGGCAUGGAGCCAAACGCUGCGAUCGAGUUGUUCAACAGGGCUCGAGGGCACCCUAUAGAGAGAACCAACUAUAUCCAAGAUCUUCGGAAGAGAUCUGUGAAAAAGAGCUGCGGCCUGAGGAGUUUGGGCUCGGACCCCUUCAAAGAAAAAGCCAGCGCUACCCCAAACGCUAGAGAGAAGGUGGCCAAGCCCCAUCCACAUCUCUCGAACCAGUCCCCCUUGGCGGGGCCCAGAAACUCCAGCGGCUCCAAGAAGAACCGCAGGCAAGGCGCCAAGGCACCGACACGACACCAGGAGCUGGCGUACGAGCCCGGGGCAGCAGAGCAAAGGCGGCCGUGGAGUUGGGCGGCCAGGAACUGUCGGGCGGCCAUGCCUGCCAACGAGCUGCGCAACGGACUUUGCUUUCCCCCCCGGACCCCCCACUUCUGCCCACCCCAGGAAGCGCAAGCGGCCAGAAAACGCCGCCGCCGGCACCGGAAACCUGUCGUGACAGCGUAG
Messenger RNA from Leptosomus discolor (cuckoo roller), 910 nucleotides. NCBI's taxonomy places the organism in Eukaryota, Metazoa, Chordata, Aves, Leptosomiformes, Leptosomidae. The record is from RefSeq and is a predicted model, not a curated record.